AUGAAAAAAAAAGAACCGAUGAAAAACCCAAUCGUUAGAUCAUAUGUUAGGUCAAAAGUGCCGCGGCUUCGAUGGAAUUCUGAUCUUCACAACUCUUUUGUUCAAGCCGUCGAACAACUCGGUGGCGAACAUAGAGCAACUCCUAAAAUGGUUUUACAGUUAAUGGAUGUGAAAGGACUCACAAUAUCACAUGUGAAAAGCCAUCUCCAGAUGUAUAGGAGCAUGAAGCUGGAAGAAUCCAUGCAAGACGAGAUAUUGGCAAAGAGAAGUGUUAGAGUGACAGGACAAGUUACUUGGUGGCAGUUUCAACAGUACCUUCAUAACUAUCAACGCCUUCGAGGCAAUGUCAACUUUUUCCAAAAUCAACAAAGGCAAGAAGAGGAAAUGUAUGAAAAAAUAAUAACAUUUGGAGAAUCAAGUAAUGGAACCAAGGAAGCACCGAGUGACUAUUUUACUUGCAAGUCUCUCUAUGAAUCUUCAAGGGUCCGACUUAAUAAAACCAGAGCUGAUGAUGACAAUGGUGAAGUUUGUGGUGCUAUGGAUGAUGAUGAUAAUGUUGUUCAUGAUGAUUGCAAUGUUGUUACUUUGUCACUAAACUCGAUAAAAGCUUCCAAAGGUGACGAAGAAUUGUCCCUCGAGCUCACUCUUGGUCUCAACACCUGACAAGAAAUUGAAUUUUGUAGAAAUCGUUGCAAAGUAUGUAGAUGCAAUGUUAAAAAAAAAAGUAUGUAGAUGCAUGUACUAAAAAUUUGGUUCAAUAACCAAAAAAAAACUAUAAUCUACAA
Thlaspi arvense is the source of this 785-nucleotide messenger RNA. The record is from the annotation of a GenBank genome assembly. NCBI's taxonomy places the organism in Eukaryota, Viridiplantae, Streptophyta, Magnoliopsida, Brassicales, Brassicaceae.